CAUUCAAAUUCACAAACUAAAAACCCUUUAUUUAUACGAAGCUUUCUCCCAACCGGUUCCUCUCUCCGUCUCUCGCUUCUGUAACUGAUUCGGCAUUGAUACCAAAGUACUUGGGGUUUUUUGUUGAGAAAUCAAUCAAUUAAGGAUGGGUCGCGGAGUAAGUGCUGGGGGUGGCCAGAGUUCUUUGGGAUACUUGUUUGGAAGUGGAGAGCCUGGUAACAAUUCCCAACCUACUCGCAGCCAGGAAAAAGCUCCAAGUAAUGAACCUGCCUCAAAGCCAGCUGCUGUUUCACCACCUGUGGAUAACACCAAGAAUGUUCCAGCAGGCAUUCAGAGUAGCACAAACAACUAUCUUCGUGCUGAUGGGCAGAACUGCGGCAACUUUCUAACAGAUAGGCGUUCGACCAAGGUCCAAGCAGCACCUGGUGGUGGAUCUUCCCUAGGGUACUUAUUUGGUGGUGGCAGUACUGAUGGCAGCAAAUGAUGCCAUGUAACAUCAACAUUUGGUUUCAAUAGUUUGCUUUCCAAGUUAUGGUUGAACUAGAAAUGGAUUUCAUUUACUGCAAAUCAAGUAACUUUUUUCGCAAUUGUAAUAGUGUUUAAUUGACACAGGAGUCAAACGGCUAUGCAAGUGCUGAAUGCAUUCCAUUAUUUCUAUA
Molecule: messenger RNA, 659 nt
Organism: Nicotiana attenuata
Lineage: Eukaryota; Viridiplantae; Streptophyta; Magnoliopsida; Solanales; Solanaceae
Product: protein SPIRAL1-like 3
Exons: 3
Coding region: 146-484 (112 amino acids)
Biological process (GO): cortical microtubule organization
Cellular component (GO): cortical microtubule, transverse to long axis
Source: RefSeq, a predicted model, not a curated record